This is a messenger RNA of Spathaspora passalidarum NRRL Y-27907, 981 nucleotides long. RefSeq lists its product as uncharacterized. The record is from RefSeq and is a predicted model, not a curated record. Gene Ontology annotation, biological process: protein import into nucleus. Bases 1 to 981 code for a protein of 326 amino acids. Gene Ontology annotation, cellular component: cytoplasm. NCBI's taxonomy places the organism in Eukaryota, Fungi, Ascomycota, Pichiomycetes, Serinales, Debaryomycetaceae. The transcript has a single exon.
AUGUCAGAACAGCCACCCCAGAUCCUUCGUAUCAAAAGAAAGAGGCAUCAAGACCCACUUCAAGCUUUGAUUCUUGAAGACAAGAGAUUGGCAAAAAGAUCCAAACCUUCUACACCAGUGGGUUCACCAACAUCAUCUCCUAAAAUAGCACCUAGAAAGAGCCAGGAACAUUUGAACUAUGUUUUCAAAUUAACGAGAACUGACGAUACUGUUAACAUUCAAGAUGAGUCAAUUGUCAAUUCUAUCCUUGCAGAAUCGGAAAGUGUAAACACAGAAGUUGAUGCUAGAAAUUUCGUUAUUCCCAAGCACCAGAUUGAAGAAGAUGUUGUUAUACCUAAUGAACUCUCAGAUAUGGUCAAUUCUGUGUUGACAUUUGACAAACCAACUACACAAAGGAAAAAGCGAGGACACAAAGGUGUUCAAGAAGAACCAGCGGAAGUACAUCCUGAGGCGCAAGAACCAGAACAUGAUGCAGAAGCUGAUGACUCACAAUAUGUUUACGAUGUCUAUCAAUUGAGCAUGGCUGAACCGCUAACUUCGGCAAACCACCCUCAAUCUCUCAUUGGAUACAUUAGAUUCUUUGAUGAUGACGAAAAUGAUGAAAAUAUCUUGAUGAAUGAUGAAGAUAACGAUUCAGUCAAACCUGAUCUAACCGAUGAUGAAGAUUCUAAUACGGAGUCUUUUUAUCAGAAUGAUUACCCAAGUGAUGAAGAUGCUGGUGCAUUCAGUGACGUGUAUGAUGAAAACGAAGACGAAGGAUAUGUGCCUCAAGAAGGAGUGGGUCUUAGAGACGAUGAAUAUUUUGAUUAUGAUGAAGUGGAUUUCCAUAACGUUAUAGAUGACGGAGAUGAUGAAGAGGAUGACGACGAAGAUACAUCUGGCUUCAAAAGAAAUACAUUCUUUAAAGGCGAUCAAGAUGACCCAAUGGCCAUAUAUAGAGACAAGAUCUUUGGGAAACUUGAACGAAUGAUUGAUGAGUGA